Messenger RNA from Parasteatoda tepidariorum (common house spider), 615 nucleotides. RefSeq names its product SCAN domain-containing protein 3-like. NCBI's taxonomy places the organism in Eukaryota, Metazoa, Arthropoda, Arachnida, Araneae, Theridiidae. The record is from RefSeq and is a predicted model, not a curated record.
AUGGUUCUUGACAAAGAUGUAAAAGCUAUGCCACUCAGUAACAAUACUGAUAGCAGAAGAAUAGACGAAAUGAUUGAAGAUAUUGAAAAACGACUUGUUGAAAAGUGGAAAACUAGAAAAUUCUCAGUGCAAAUGCAUGAAUCAAUUUUGAUAGACAGUGUGGCAGUAUUGAUAACUUACUUAAGACACAUUGAUAAAGGGCAUUUUGCUGAAGAGAUGUUGUUCAGUAAAAGAUUAGAAAGCAUCACUACCUCCAAAGAUAUAUAUAAUAAGCUAAAAAACUACUUAGAUGUCAAUAAUAUACCAAUGAAAAAUAUAACUUCUUGUGCUGCAGAUGGUGCUCCUAAGAUGAUGGUCAAGAAAAAUGACUGCUUAAAAUUGAUAAAAGAUGAGAAUCCAGAAAUGAUUUUUGUGCAUUGUGCUAUUCAUAGGGAAAACUUGGUAGCUAAAAACAUCUCACCUGUUCAAAAUGAAGUACUGCAUUCAGUAAUAAAGUGCAUCAAUGCUAUCAAAACUAAUGCCAAAUGUGAGCGUCUCUUCAAGCUAUUUUGUGAAAAGAAAAAUGCAGACCAUAUGAGACUUUCAUUUCACACUGAAGUAAGGAUGGCUCUCUAA